CUUGUUUCUUUUAGGACGUUAUUGAUGCUGCACCCAUGUUUUACACAAGACAGGUCAGGUACCCUAUGACUUCAACACUGUUCAAAGACAUGAUCAUUUAAAAGUCGCCAAUUUGUAGUCAUUUCUAAGUGUUGCGAUGGCCGACGAGGAGCACAAUGGCAAAAAACAGGGAUUCAAAUUAAUGGGGAUUCUAGACAUCCAGAGCACAGCAUGUGCCAGGGAAGCCCUACUUCAUGGCGCAGGAGGGUCUUUAGUGGCUGGGCUACUUCACUUCUUAGCCACCAGUAGGGUGAAGAGGUCCUUUGAUAUUGGCUUUGCAGGAUUCUUUCUGACAACACUGGGAUCAUGGUGCUACUGUCGAUAUAACAAUGCAGUGCUGCGCGUUCAACAAAGAGUCAUACAGGAAGGUAUUAAGAACAAAGUCAUGUACGAAGGCACCAGUAUUGACCCCACGCGGAAACCCAAAGCAGACGAGAAGAGCUCCUAGCACUCAGGCUGUCUGUCUGCAAAGAGCUAUUGUCGUCAUCGACUCUCUCUCUUUCUCUGUCUCUCUCUCAAAGCCUUUCAUUUCACUGUUAUUGUAUAUUUAUUGACAUUGUACAGUGUGGCAAUGCAUGAUUUAUAUAGAGAUAUUUUGCCACACAUUUUUAAUAAAAUGUAAAUAUGACUGGUAACAGUGGAUCUAAUAGUGGUAAAGAACCUUUUUGCAGUCGUUUGACCUUCAAGCCAUCAGGUUAUAUUUCAAGGUGAUCAAAGGCCAGUGUGGUGACAUUAUCUAAGUUCAAUGCCAUGAAAGUAAUUGUAACAUUUUAAACAAAGUGUUGCCCAGAUUGUUCUCUUUCUUGCUGACAGUCUUACAGUGGAUGUUCGUCACAUCUUCAGCUCAGAACAUUGACAGGGAAGUUAUUGUAUAAUCAGGUGACCACUAGAUGGCAGUGCACACAGAGAAUUCAGACCUUAGAAACCAGACAUUAAUUCAGACCUCUUUUAAGCAGUUGCAGUUUAUUCACAUGAAACACUGUUCAUUUUGAUGAAAUAUCUCCUGUAGUUUUUUUGUACAGCAGUGGCAUCAGUGUGUUUCCCCUCCAUCUUGAGGUGUAAGUGCACUUCAAAGCAGCAAUGUAAGAAGAACGGUGUAAUAUUGCUGUGUUUUUGCCAUGUAGACUAUGAUACAUUUUAUUCAUAGACUGGUUGAUAGUUAUAGAUUUCUCACUGAGAUCGAACUGAGUGUAAUCUAAACUGUACAUGGCUCUUGGUAUUAACUAUGUGCAAGAUUUUGUGUUAAUUAAAUGCUGACAGACAAA
Molecule: messenger RNA, 1304 nt
Organism: Clupea harengus (Atlantic herring)
Lineage: Eukaryota; Metazoa; Chordata; Actinopteri; Clupeiformes; Clupeidae
Gene: cox20
Product: cytochrome c oxidase assembly factor COX20
Biological process (GO): mitochondrial respiratory chain complex IV assembly
Cellular component (GO): mitochondrial inner membrane; mitochondrion
Source: RefSeq, a predicted model, not a curated record